AUGUCGGAGCCACCCUUCCUUCAAGGCCCCAUGAGCGCUGAAAUGGAGGCGCAGAGGGCGGAGCAAGCAACGGAGUUUUGCAUGCGACAACUAAGGAACUCAGAGGAGUUUAAGAACUGGAUGGUGCAGCAGAUGGCGAAGCAGCAACGGAGCGCGCGUUUCUCAGGCGCCCGAAGGAUUGGUCUGUAUAUUCUGGGACUCGUCUGUGCUGGGCUCCUGGUGUACGGUUCCCUCCAGUACUACGCAACUGUGCGUGACCCUAUUGGCGACGCGGCUGCAGUGAUGGUUGCCGACACUCUUCAGGACGCCAUAGGAGCAACGGUGGACACGGUUUCGGUUUGUAGCCUGGAGCCACUUCCGUCGUCCGAGCCUGCAAUAGGUAACGAUGAAGCCAGCUUGGAACCAAACCCCCCACAAGAGCGCCAACCACCGGCGAUGGCGGCUCAGUUGGCGGCCAACGAGGCACUGUUUCUAGCGAGCGUGUCUCUGGCGCUGAACGUGGUGUCGUGCCUAGACUUCGGCAAUGCCUUUACCGACAACGUUGGCACAGCGGUGCAUGACGAAAUUCCCUUGCCUGGCACGCUGGAAGCUCUGGUUGUGAAUGCCAUUGACUCAGCAUCCGAAGAGCAUGCCGGUGACGGUUGCGUCCCCACGGAGACAGUCCCUGGCGUUCAGCGGCCACAAGUUGGAACUGCAGGACCUGCCACGUCGGACGUCGCUGUACUGGAGCAAACUGCAGUGGAAGUAGCCGAUGCUGAUGACACCAUUAUCACGAACGCUCAAUCAGGCAGUAGGAGCGCUUGCAGCUGGGGCAGCAGCCAAGCAAGCGUGGGGGGUCAAAGUUAUGUUCCCUUGGGAGCAUGCUACCCUGUGGUGGAAUCCAGACAUGCAAAUGGUGCCCGUAUCACGCACGUAGAAGGUUCAACUCCUUGGCCGGCGUUGCGCCUGCUCAAGGGCAACGCUGCCUCGUCUUCUGCGUCACAUGCCAGCGACGGUGAUACAACGAUCUUCGACCUUAACCGCUUUGACGAUAAUGGCGAAGAGGUGGUGUCCAUCCCUUUAGUGGUAAAGGGGACAGUGGCCCAGCCUGAAAAGGAAGUCUGUAACAGAGUCCCACGCCGACACGUGAAGCUGCGGUUUCCAUCGCGAAAGCCAGCCCCGAGCAAUGGCAACAUGAAGCCGCCUCACAUGGAUGUACUCUAUCCGGGCAUGUCGGUCCCUCGUGGCAACAACAGUUCAGAAGCCAGCAGGCUACAAGUGCAGGCCGGGGACACACAGAAAGGGAGCGAGGAGGCAACCCCGACCUGGCCGCCCGUGGCUUCCAAAGCCCCUGCAUCAGCCUUCGGUCUGGAGGACAUGGACGAUGCUCUGAUCUCGUCUGAGGCAGAAAGUGUGGUCAGGAGCCUCCUGCGUGAUGACCCUGCCGUAUGUCAACCGUCAGCCACUUCCGGCAAGUAUAGCGAGCCCUCAUACUCGCCAACAACUGCUGAAGAGACGCUUCUCGACUUGGACUUGGCACCACAUUCUUACACGGCAUCGACCGGCGCCUGCAAAGCGCUAGCGUACAACACGGCAGUCACACCCGUGUCUGUUAUGCCCAACAAUGGCUCGAACCCUUCCAUUGGCACCUGCGUAACUGGCGGCCAUGAUGUUAGUGAGGGGGGAAGCUGGGCAAGCAUAGGCAGCCGCAUUGCUUCGGAUCGCCCCGUGCCUGACAGUGAAGAUGGCGCUUCAUCGCAGCUAGCCAAUGGCUUUCCAUCACCAGCGCUGCUCGUGCCGGUCCAAAUGACGUCGCCCCUGCACACCUCCGGCAGUGGCGCGGCUGCAGCCGCCAGUGCUGACGGGGACGUAUGGGCUAAUGGUCAACUUCCCUUGCCCGAAGACAUCGACUCCUAUGUAGCCUCUUUGCACGCUGAAGGCGCAUCGUCGUCGGCGUGUGUUCUGACUAGCUUUCAAUCAAGCCUUUCGUUUGCUGGCCUGCUGAUCAACUCUGUCAGCCGCCAGCUGUACCUAGCUCAGCAAGAAACAGCAAUGUGGCAAGCCAGGGUGGAGGCCCUCGAGGCUGCCCGCAUGCAUACCACUGACCAAGACUUCCAUGUCGAUGCAGCUGUGGACAAUAACUGCGAACUAACGUGGGUGUGCGUGGGACUGGACUCCGAGUCGGUGACAGGCAGCAUUACGGAUGAGGGCUCUGCCCAGAGCGAGGGAUGCUCGGCAGCUGAGGCGUUGCUGAAGCAUGCCGUUAUCCCUUGCUCAGCGAGCUGCCCUUUAGACAGCGAUUACACGCCCAACGUGGAAAUCAACUCCGACGUCAAGGCGGUCGUCGAGGAACUGUUGGACUUAGUGGAGGAUGUCGAUCGCCAGACGUCCACUGUGCGUCACGGUCUCGAACGUGGCCAUAUCUUGCGUAAGGAGCAACUUUAG
Molecule: messenger RNA, 2424 nt
Organism: Volvox carteri f. nagariensis
Lineage: Eukaryota; Viridiplantae; Chlorophyta; Chlorophyceae; Chlamydomonadales; Volvocaceae
Exons: 9
Coding region: 1-2424 (807 amino acids)
Source: RefSeq, a predicted model, not a curated record